Messenger RNA from Mya arenaria, 2000 nucleotides. Its product is annotated as zinc finger protein 37-like. The record is from RefSeq and is a predicted model, not a curated record. The transcript is spliced from 2 exons. Gene Ontology annotation, molecular function: RNA polymerase II cis-regulatory region sequence-specific DNA binding; protein binding; DNA-binding transcription factor activity, RNA polymerase II-specific. Gene Ontology annotation, biological process: regulation of transcription by RNA polymerase II. The coding region runs from base 1 to 1914 and encodes 637 amino acids. Lineage: Eukaryota; Metazoa; Mollusca; Bivalvia; Myida; Myidae.
AUGGAAGCUGAAUCAGUGAAAUAUAGUUCCUAUCGUGAUUUAAAUCAAAAUAAUUCAAUAUUCCAAGCCUUGAACAUACAACGGUUGGAGUCAAAACUUUGCGAUGUAGUUUUGAAAGUUUAUGACGCAAAUAUUUAUGCCCAUUCAUGCGUUUUAGCCGCAGCAAGUCCAUAUUUUGAAGAUUUAUUCUGUGUUCAGGACCAACCAAGAACGUUCAGUCAGAAUAAUCCACAAAUUAUAGAGAUUCACUUUUCGUUUGACGGGCAGGCAAGUGCAGCGUACGUGGAUGCUGUGCGAAAGAUUAUCAGUUUCAUGUACACAAACUGCUUAACCCUUGGUGAUGAUGCCAUCUCAGAAGUUGCUGAAAUUGCAAAGAUAAUGCAGAUGACAAGUGUCAUAGAUUUUUGUGAGCUGUUCCUGCAAAACUAUGAUAAUGAUACAUUGAAAGAUUGUACAGCAAAUGUGGCAACCCAAACAUCAGAUUUUGGGCAGACUUUUAGCAGUACUACAGGUUUUUCCCUUCAACCAAAUCGUGAUCCAGGUCCUGCUAGUGUGCCAAAACGCAGAGGACGCCCCAAAAAGGCUCGGGUAAAUAAUUCUACCAAGCAAGAUCUAAAAAGUGAUGGCACAAACGAUACAAGUGAUAGUUUUUGUUUUAAAGUAAGCAAGAGGGGAAGAAUUAUUAAACCAAAGAAAUAUUCAGAAGAAGUUGUUAACUGGGAAAAUGAAGAUGAGGAGGAUAUAAGAGCAACUGACUUUGAUGAAAUGUCUAACAAGGUUACAGUAAAAGAAGAACCUGAUGAAACAGACGAACCUGCUGGUGAAAUGGAUGAUGAAGUAACUGAUCCUACAUUUGUUACACCAAAACUUGACCCUGAUACUACAGAUAGCACAAGUGAAAAGUUGAAAACAAUAUCUCAGUAUGUUUGUUGUCAGUGUGAUUUUGUUGCUGAAAAGCUUUCAGAGUUUAAUGACCAUGAAAUUCUUCAUGCCUUUGAUCUAAAGAAGUGUCCAUUCUGUGAAUGGUUAUGUGAAGCCACAACUACUUUACCAGAGUUUGAAGAGCACAUGAAAAGCCAUGAAGCACCAGAUACAUUUUGCUGUAACUUCUGUCAAUCAAUAUUUAAUACGAAAGCAAAGUUACACCAGCAUCUUCCAAAACAUUCUAAGAUAAGGCCGUAUGUGUGCAGCAUUUGUGAUGCUGGUUUUAAGUGGAAACAUGCAUUGAAAGCACAUAAAGUCACGCACAAAAACUCGAAGGAUUAUUUGUGUGAUUUGUGUGGGUAUGCUACCGUCCACAAGAAUCAGCUGAAAGGUCAUUACUUGAUUCAUUCAGGAGAUACAUUCAAGUGCCCUGAACCUGAAUGUGACUAUCAGUCAACCAAGAAAUCAAACUUGAAAUUUCACAUGGUGACACAUACGAAAGAAAAACCUCAUUUAUGCGGUUCAUGUGGAACUCGGUUUUCACUUGUAAAGAAUUUGAAACGCCAUAUGCUUCUCCACACAAUGGAUCGGCCAUAUAGAUGCGACCUCUGCAGCUUUUCUAGUACAAGAUUUGACAAACUAAAGGAGCAUUACUACAAAGCACACAAUGUAGGCAAAAAACCAGCAAAGAAAUUAAGACUCACUGAUUAUAUCAAACAACAAGACGAAGGGAUGUUAGUUGAUCAAAAUAUGGGAGAAGUAAAUGAAAAUGAAGAAGAAACUCAUAUUCUUCACAUUACUGAUAAUGUUGAAACUAUUGAGCUGAAAGUUCCUGAUGAUUUAAUGAAAGUUGAAGGCGCUACUCAUAUUGUGAAUGUUACCAGUUCAACGGGUGAAACUGUUCCAAUAUCAAUCACAAACAAUGGAAAAGAAAUAUCUUAUGAGAUUCAGAAAUUUCCGUUUCAAAUUGCUUCACAAGAAGUGGUGUAGAAUUUAUAAAGAUUUUUUCACACAUUUCAUGUAUAAAUUUACACAAAAGCAUGUACUGUACCAUGUUUUAUUCAUUUAAACAAGGC